This is a messenger RNA of Capsaspora owczarzaki ATCC 30864, 1251 nucleotides long. RefSeq lists its product as hypothetical. Bases 119 to 1135 code for a protein of 338 amino acids. The record is from RefSeq and is a predicted model, not a curated record. The transcript has 2 exons. NCBI's taxonomy places the organism in Eukaryota, Filasterea, Ministeriida, Capsasporidae.
UUCGCUUUUUUUUUUUCUUUCGCUUUUUUUUUUUUUUUUGCUUUUUUUUUCUUUCUUUUCUGUGCUCCCUCGCUCUGCUUGCUCACGACUCCAGCUUUGACUUCACCAAGUCAUCAGUAUGAGUAUGAGUUCUGGAACUGCUUCUCCCUACGUGCAUCUUUCGAGCUCUUCCUCGUCUGCGCCUCCAACACCCUCCACCGAUGCCCACCCGCAUCUCCUGAGCCCACAGGUUUCUUGUCCUCAUUGCGCAAAGUAUCAAGCCGAGCUCACUAUUGCCAAGGAGCUGCUUCGUCUCGAGCAACAACAAGUCGCCACGUUGCGUGAGAAUGCCGCCAAGCAGGAAGCUGCCAUUGCCAAGCAUGAAGAAACCAUCACCAAGCUUCAACUCACCAUCGCUGAACUCUCCGGCACCAUCAAAGCAAACAACCAGCUUCACACCGCUCUGCAGUCCGAGAUCAACACACUGAACUCAGCUGUCAGCAACCAGACGCAGCAAAUCAGCAACCAGACGCAGCAAAUCAACAACCAGACGCAGCAAAUCAACAACCAGGCUCAAGAGUUGCACGCCUUGCGCAACCAAGACUCUGAGAAGUCCAAGAAAAUCGAGGAACUGUCUAACGCCUUCAAACGUCUGGAAAAGCGGAUGGACCAGGCCAGCCAAGCUGCACGUCAGCAGGACGAAGCCCAUCAGGACACCAUUGAUCGCCAAAACGCCAACGCCAGGCGCAUUCAUGCGAUUUCGAUGUUUGGUGAAGCUGCCCGGAUGGUUUUCGCGGCUCAAGUCGGACGUGCUGCCACCCAUGGAAGUCUGACUCACAACGAGAUCUGGAACGGGCUGGAGUUGGAUUUUGCUCGAUUGUAUCCAAGCUCUUUGCUCACCGAUCAGACUGGCUUUUUGGCUGUUCACGUGGCCCGCACUGAGGACACUGACGCGAUCCGUUUUCUGAAAGAAACUUGCGUCGGUAUCACGUUCCAGACGCUCGUUGUUGCGUUCUGGCUUCGUGAUGUUCGAAACAGGCAGGCACAUCCUCCUCUCGGUCGCGGCGUCGAUCUGAUCGAGAGCUUGCCUGCCGAGUUUGCAAACCACGGAGUGCGGAUCCACGCCAUUGAGCAGCGGGCGCAAGCACUGGCGUAGUGCUUUAUUGUUUCCGCCGCUUUUUGUUUGUUUGUUGUUUGUUUGUCUGUUUUUUUCUCUUUCUUCAAUGGAAUGCUUGAAAUCGUUUGCUCCAAUCGCGAUCAUUGGACACCGGU